AUGAAAGUGGCCUUGGCUUUUGGGUUUAUUCGCUACAAGCUGAGUGGGAUGCAAGCUGAGCUCCUUCUGCCGAGGUAUGGCGAAUGUCCCCCUUUAUUCAGCGGCUACAUCCUGGGCGCGCCCUUUCUUCCGCGGCUGGAGUGUUUUUACCGUUGUUCCCUGGCCCCCGCCGCGCUGGCCCAAAAAGUAGCGCAACAAGCAGCCUCAUUCCGCUCGCUUUCAACAUGUUUGCUCUCCGGGAAAGGACUCGCUCUCCCAGGGGUAUUAGGUUCGCCUGAGACCUUGCGACUCCUCGGUGAUAGCCAGGCUGCUACACCGCCGACGGCCCCAACUGCCAACUCCAAGGGCCUCUGCGCUAAACAGAAUGCUCCUAAACCAAAAGGGCUGAUGCCUCUUUCCCCGGCAAAGAAAUCUCACCCUGUCCAAAAGGAACCGUUGGAACUGUUUUUACAGUAUACCACCGACAACAUUACCAGCCAACAACAUUACCAGGCAACAACAUUACCCCGCCAACAUACCAACAACAACAAUACCACCGACAACAUUACAUCACAACAUUACACGACACAGUACAACCGACACGUAACCAGCAACAACAUUACCAGCAACAACAGUAAACCAGCAACACUUACCAGCAACGAACAGUCCACCAACACAUUACCCGCACAACAGUACCCAACAACAUUACCAACCGACACAUACCACCGACAACAUACCACCACAACAUUACGCAGCAACAACAUUAUCAGCAACACCAUUAACCCCGGCAACGUACCACCAACAACAUUACCAGCACAACAUUACCACCAACAACAUUCCAACACCACUUACCAGCGACAACAUUAUUCAGCACAACAUUACCAUCACCUACAACAUACCCAGCAAACAACAGUACCAGCAACAACAGUACCAGCAACAACAGUAACCAGCAACAACAGUACCAGCAACAACAGUACCCCCAACACUUACCAGCAACAACUUCCCGCAACAACAACAAUACCAGCAACAACGUACCACCAACCACCUUACCAGCAACAACUUACCAGCCCACCAACAGGUACCACAAAAACAUACCAGCAACAACAGUACCACCGACAACAGUACCACACAACAUACCAGCCACAACAGUACAGCACAACAGGUCCACCGACAACAUUACACCGACAACAUUACCAUCACAACAGUACCACCACACAUUACCACGCAACAAAAGUACCACCCGACAACAGUACCAGCAACAACAGUAACAGCAACAACAGUACCAACCGACCGUACAGUACCUUUGUAGCAACAACAUUACCUGACCGUCCAAACAUUACCAGCAACAACAUACAACACAACAGUACCCAGCAACAACAGUACCACGCAACAACAGUACGCAGAUCAACAACAGUACCACGCAACACAGUAACCAGCAACACAGUACCACAAACAGUACCCGACAACAGUCCAGCUACACGGUACCCCGACAACAGUACCACCGACAACAUACCGCAACAAAUUACCACCACAACAGUACCACCAACAACAGUAACCACCGCCACAGUACCAUCAACAACAUACCACCAACACCAUUACCAGCAACAGACAGUACCCACCACAAACAGUAACAAUCACAACAUUAACAAACAGCACAGUAAUACCGAACAACAGUACCGAGCACAACAGUACCCCGACUACCAUUACCACCGACAACAGUACCUAACAACAACAGUACCAUCAACAACAGUACCAUCAACAACAGUACCACCGACAACCGUAACCACCGACAACAGUACUCUGUUUUGCGCAACACUUACCUAG
Molecule: messenger RNA, 1803 nt
Organism: Penaeus monodon (black tiger shrimp)
Lineage: Eukaryota; Metazoa; Arthropoda; Malacostraca; Decapoda; Penaeidae
Product: mucin-5AC-like
Exons: 6
Coding region: 1-1803 (600 amino acids)
Source: RefSeq, a predicted model, not a curated record